Messenger RNA from Anthonomus grandis grandis, 955 nucleotides. Its product is annotated as thialysine N-epsilon-acetyltransferase. The coding region runs from base 144 to 665 and encodes 173 amino acids. The record is from RefSeq and is a predicted model, not a curated record. The transcript is spliced from 2 exons. Lineage: Eukaryota; Metazoa; Arthropoda; Insecta; Coleoptera; Curculionidae. Gene Ontology annotation, molecular function: N-acetyltransferase activity.
UUAUUUAUGCUGCUCUUGUUCUCGGUAAUGUAAUCUUAUCAGUUUAAGAAUAGUCGCCAAGAAUAACUGAGAUUUCGUUACGGGCUUUACCAUAUUAGUAUAAUUUUUUAUAUAUAGGGUAACUAGUUCUAAUAAUAAGGAAAAUGAUGAAACAACGAGAAAUUAGUGUUACCAUACGAAGGGCCAGAAGAGAAGAUAUGGCUCAGGUUUAUAAAAUGAUAAGGGCAUUGGCAGAAUUCGAACGACUAGAACACACGAUGACCUUGGACCUUAAAACGUUAGAAAACGACGGUUUCGAUUGCGACGAUCCGGCAUUCACUUGCCUAGUGGCUGAACUAUCUGACGGUUAUAUAGUGGGCUAUGCCCUCUAUUACACCUCAUACUCAACCUGGCUAGGAAGAUCCAUAUUCUUGGAAGAUCUCUAUGUACAAACCGCUUACAGAAAAAAUGGAAUUGGUAUGCAGCUAUUCCUCGCUGUAGCAAAGAUAGCUCAUGCAACACCAAGUAAGAGAUUAGAUUUCCACGUGCUAUCAUGGAAUCCCGCGGCUGAUUUCUAUAAGAGGCUGGGUGCAGUCGAUAUGACUAUUCACGAAAAAUGGCAUCAUUUUAGGAUGGAUGAUCGAUGUUUGGAUAGGCUAUUCGAGCAUCAGUCUUCCAGUUCUUAAGUGAUUACAAGCUGAGUUCAUCAUCUAUUUGAGUGGUGUUUCAGCACUUAGAACUGUAAGAUCUUUAAGACGUACCAUAAAAGACUGCAAAAGUGCUAUUUUAAGCAUUCAGUAUUUCAAACUAUAUAAAGAAUUGUCAUUUAUAAUUUAUUCGUAGAACUUUAUAUAUUGCGUCCAGAUUAUGAACCUCUUCAUUAAUUUUCCAUGAAAAACUACAUAUUAUACUCAUUUUGCUAUUUUAAAUACAGAUUUUGUAAGCGAUUCUGUUUUUCAAUAAAAUAUUUAAAAGA